Debaryomyces fabryi is the source of this 1119-nucleotide messenger RNA. RefSeq lists its product as uncharacterized. Gene Ontology annotation, cellular component: plasma membrane. The coding region runs from base 1 to 1119 and encodes 372 amino acids. The transcript has a single exon. The record is from RefSeq and is a predicted model, not a curated record. Lineage: Eukaryota; Fungi; Ascomycota; Pichiomycetes; Serinales; Debaryomycetaceae.
AUGUCUAUGCAUUCAGCAGAAUCGUUUGACCCAGAUAAUUAUAAGAGACAGAACCCAGGACCUAGUCAAUUGAGACAGGAUACAUACGAGGGUGAACCUGAAUUUCAAAAGCCAGCUCCAGUAGUCAAUCAUGAACCGGGUGUAAAGCCAGAAAUGGUUAUGAAAAACUUUGCUAGAAAUUAUGAAACUCCAAAGGCCAGCGGAUACCAAUCGUUUAUUAGUAGGCUUGGAUCAAUGUUUGGUGCAUGUGGGGCGUACUGUUGUCUUUGUUCCAAUCCAUAUAAGGAAGUUCAACAAGGUGAAGUUGGUUUAGUCCAAACAUUCGGUGCUUUGUCGAGAACUGUCGAGCCAGGUCUUACCUACGUUAAUACUUGGUCAGAGAAGUUGACGAGAGUGAAUAUCAAGGUGAUUAUUCGUGAGAUUCCAGCACAACGUUGUUUCACCAAGGAUAAUGUGAGUGUGGUUAUCACGUCCGUGGUAUACUAUAACAUCAUUGACCCACAGAAAGCUAUUUACUCUAUUUCGGAUAUACACAAUGCUAUCGUGGAAAGAACCCAGACCACUUUGAGAGACGUGAUUGGAUGCAGAGCAUUGCAAGAUGUUGUUGAAAAGAGAGAAGAAAUUGCCGAAUCGAUCGAGGGUGUCAUUGCCAAGACUGCAUUCGACUGGGGUGUCAACAUUGAAUCUAUUUUGAUCAAGGACUUACAAUUACAAGAGAAGGUCCAGGCUUCGUUAUCUAUGGCUGCUGAAGCCAAGAGAAUUGGUGAAGGUAAGAUCAUCAAUGCUAAGGCUGAAGUUGAAAGUGCCAAGUUAAUGAGAAAAGCUGCUGACAUCUUGGCUUCCAAACCAGCUAUGCAAAUCAGAUACUUGGAUGCUAUGCAAAACAUGGCUAAAUCUCCAGGCUCAAGAGUUAUUUUCAUGCCUUCUGCUCAAGAAAUUGAGAGAAUGGCGGGUUCCAAUGUAUCCAAUGGAGCUGGUGAACUUCCAAGUAACAGGAACUUAGAAGAAGACACCAAUUGGACAUCGAAUAACCCAACUGGUUCAUUUGCUGCUCCUCGUACUCAAAGACAACAGCAUGUUGACACUUUAGCGUUGCAAGAAGCAAUGAGAGAAGAUUAG